GGGGCCGGCAGAUGAAGAUGGCAAUGUCUGUGAUCCAAGCGUGCCGCAGCCUGGCGCUCUCAACAUGGCUGCUGUCCUUUUGUUUCGUGCAUCUGCUGUGCCUGGACUUCACCGUGGCCGAGAAGGAGGAGUGGUACACGGCCUUCGUCAACAUCACCUACGCCGACCCGGCGGCCGGCAGCGCCGAGCUCCGCAGCGAGAAGAGCGAGUGCGGGCGCUACGGCGAGCAGUCGCCCAAGCAGGACGCCCGCGGGCUGGUGGCCCUCUCCGCCACGCCCGCCGACCGCGACGCCUGCGACCCCGGCACCCGCUUCAACAUCCCGGCGCCGGGCAAGAGCUGGGUGGCUCUGAUCCCGCGGGGAAACUGCACCUACAAGGACAAGAUCCGCCACGCCGCCGCCCAGAACGCCUCCGCCGUCGUCAUCUAUAACAUGGGCUCCAGCAACGCCAACGAGACCAUCACCAUGCCCCACGCAGGCUUAGAAGAUGUUGUAGCAAUAAUGAUUCCUGAACCCAAAGGAAAAGAGAUAGUGAGCCUCCUGGAGAGGAACAUCACUGUGAUGAUGUACAUAACCAUCGGGACGCGCAACCUGCAGAAGUACGUCAGCCGCACCUCGGUGGUGUUCGUCUCCAUCUCCUUCAUCGUGCUGAUGAUCAUCUCCCUGGCAUGGCUGGUCUUCUACUACAUCCAGAGAUUCCGCUACGCCAACGCCAGGGACAGAAAUCAGCGCCGGCUGGGAGAUGCUGCGAAGAAAGCGAUCAGCAAGCUGCAAGUCAGGACGAUCAGGAAAGGUGACAAGGAGACUGAGCCAGACUUUGAUAACUGUGCUGUUUGUAUCGAAGGCUACAAGCCCAAUGAUGUUGUCAGGAUAUUGCCUUGCAGGCAUCUUUUCCACAAGUCCUGUGUAGACCCCUGGCUGCUAGACCAUCGUACCUGCCCGAUGUGUAAAAUGAAUAUUCUAAAAGCUCUGGGGAUUCCGCCAAAUGCAGACUGCAUGGAUGACAUACCUCCAGACCUGGAAGCAUCCAUAGGAGGCCCACCCACCAACCAGAUCACGGGGGCCAGUGACAUAACCGUGAACGAGAGCUCGGUGGCCCUGGACCCCCCUGCCCGCGCCGUGGGAGUGCUGCAGGUCAUCCAGGAUGUAGACUCCUUUCCCCAGGCUGGAGAGGGCAACUUCACAACAAGCAAAACAAAACCAAAUGGGAGACACAAGGAUCCAGCUUGGAUCAGCACCUGAAAACAGGAAGAAUGGCAGAGCAGUGGUUC
Molecule: messenger RNA, 1270 nt
Organism: Catharus ustulatus (Swainson's thrush)
Lineage: Eukaryota; Metazoa; Chordata; Aves; Passeriformes; Turdidae
Product: RING finger protein 150-like
Exons: 7
Coding region: 12-1241 (409 amino acids)
Source: RefSeq, a predicted model, not a curated record